GAAAGAAAAAUGUCGGCAGUUGGCAGCCGCCGUUUCUAGCCGAGAAGACCGACAAAGAUCUGGCUAAAAUCGCGGUGCAUCCUCGCACGCGAAUGCCGCAUCACGCGUGCCGAAACCUCCGGCGUCAUUGUAAAUACUUGUGAAUAGUGUAUUUAGUUUUAGUUUUACGACAACGUGCCGCUAAGCGAUAGAAAAAAACCGCGUAAAAUUCUGUACUGUGAGUUGCGGAUUUCCGCAUAGCGUCUAUCUAACGUAUCCCGGAACUGUUUCAUCUAACACCGUGCUAAAUAUACGCCGAUAAUAACCCGUGCCCCUGUUUAUUCCACUCCCAAACCAUCGAGGCAUUUGGUAAUAAGUGAAUAUUCAACCGGAAAAUCUAAACUCUCAAAAAUCUCUUUGUGUUUUCGUGUUGUCAAAAAUUAGUCGGGGCUGCCAUUGCUGGUUGGUUGCCUGCUACCGCUGUACCCCCUUCGCUGUUGGAAAUGUCAUGCUAGCCGCGAAAAUAAUGGUUUUAAAUUAACAGAUACUCGUGCACGUUGUCUAUACGGUUUUUCAAUCUUAAAUAGUGUACAAAUCACGUUCAAAGUGUUUGACAAGGCUAUGAAGUGGCUACCAGGAGGCGGGGGCGAACCGGCACCCCCCAUACAGUUACACCACCCCUCUGCCAAUGGCCACAUACCCACCGAGGCAGAACAAUGUGCGCAAAUCAUGGCAGGUGGAGACGGGGUGCGCAUACAGUCUGGUCAGACUCCCCAAAUGGGGGUUGGCAGAGCUCAGGAUGACGCUAUGGUCGGAUACGUACUUCAAAGACCAACGGAGUCAGACUACAAUGCUCAGACUUCGAGUUAUCAAACAAAACAACCAGCUAGAGCUUGGGCUCUUGCCGAUGAUGCCAUCAUCGAUAAUAACCAUGACAAGUGGAAAUAUCCAAUGACCAAGCUUGGUGUGCCACAACAAAGCCAACCCCAGCAACUUGGUUUGCAAGCAAUGAACAACGUUCAUCUGCCCUAUGAAUUACAUCCGAUGCAAUUAAAGAGCGGAGGUCCAGGAGCAGAGCAUCUAGUUUACCUCAACAAUCAAAUGACGCCUCAGCAUCAAGUUGCUUUGUUUCAUCACCAGCAACAGCAGCAACAGCAGCAACAGCAGCAGCAGCAGCAGUAUAGAAAUGGGCAGAUCGCACCCUCGGCAAAAAAACUUUGGGGCGUAGACGAAGGCGGUUCCAAAGAUGAUGGGGGUGUUAAAGGUGGUGGGAUACUUCACUUGGGAGAUCACCAGAUGUGGCGGGAUUCUACGUGGAGUACGUCAGACAAUGCCGUCUCACAACCGAUCUCGAUGGGGACCGGAAGACGAGUUGGUGUUGGGACCGGCUACCACCAUCAGACUUCAGAAGUUGGGGCGGUUCUCAGUCCCAGGAGCAGUGGGCUAUUUUUCAGCGAAACUGGUGGUCUCGGUGUCAAAAUGGUGGAAUACGUUUUAGGAUCAAGCCCCACAACCCCUAAGGAUUUGGAACCUCGGAUGGGAGCACUAAGAUUGAACGCAGACGGAGACAAGAAGGAGAAAGAGAAGGGUUCCGCGAGCCCCUUCGAUGGUUCUAAGGACGACAACGGGCCCCAGGGCAACGGACUGGGCCCACAGAAUGGCCUUGACGAUGACAAAGGAUUUAAUCGAACGCCCGGUAGCAGACAACCUUCCCCGGGAGAGGAAGAAUUCCAGAAGAACGUUUCGGCGACCCUGGCCGUGUCGACGGGGGCUGGAGGAGUCGUGCUUCUCAAACCGGGGGUCGAUGUAGUCGGUAGCGAGGAGCAUUUCAUGGCCGCUUUUGGUCCGGCUCCGCAUCACUUACAGCAUCAUCAAGCCCCACCGGCGCACCAUUUACCUCAUCCACAUUCUCACGCAGCUCAACUAUUCAGCGCUCAGGGCCCACCCCCCCAACAAGGACCUCCACCCUCGCAACAACAACAACACCAACAACAACAGCAACAGCAACAACAAGGCCAAUUGCAGCCACAAGACACUGCCACACCUUUCGACGUCCAGCAACUGUUUCGCAGCCAGCAACAAGCUGCGACACCGCAACAGAUUCAACUUUUACAGCAACAACAGCAACAACAGCAGCAGCAAUACUUGGCUGCAUCUCAGGCACAACAACAACAACAGCAACAACAAAAUUUCCCCACUGCCCCAUACACUGUAAUCAGUGGACAGGAGCCUUAUGUUGGAGCAUUGAUUACUGGAGCAGCACCUGUCGUUCCCCAGUAUUAUGGAGUUGGACCUUGGGUAUAUCCCGCUGGCUUACUCCCGCAAGCUCCGCCACAGGCUGCUGCUCCUCCACCUCCAAGAAGACCCUUGACACCUUCUUCUGCUGCAGCGGCUGCAGUUGCUGCCCAGGAUACAGCAAACAACUUGGCUCAAACGGUUCAGGGCCAGUACCAGGUGAUACCUGCUUAUUAUGAUCAAAAUGGAUCCAUAGUAAUGGGAGGCGUUCGUGGGUUGGGGUCAGCUGCAACUCCGAUGCGACUAGUUAGUCCCGCACCCGUUCUUGUCAACAGAGCACCGUCCCAACCUCAGCCAGGUCCUCCGGCACCACCACCACCGAGUCUAUAUUCUCAACCUACUCCAACGUCACACAGCAACGCUGCACCAGGAGAAUGUCUAGGUCUGGCGUGCAGUGCGGCAGCUGCAGUGGUGCAGGCACAAGCAGUUGCGGUGCAACAAGCACAACAACAAGGCUCUGGAUUAGCUGCUGGCUUAGCAGCACUAGGGUAUGGCGGGUCCCCGCUAGGUGCACUUGGGUCUCCCGCCCAACUACAGACUACAGGAUUAGGUCUGGGAGCCUCGUCCACCGGCAGGCGAGAUUCAUUUGAUAGAAACACAUCAGCCUUCAGUCCGAGUCUAGAAUACAGCAGAGCCAAAUGGCCGCAAAGCUAUGGCGCGCUUGGAACGGUAACGGCAUCUCCGAGUCCCCUUGGGCUAUCACUGACUCCGCCUCCAGCUCUGGGAGGAUCAUUGGGUGGAUUAGUAGGUGGUGCAAGUCGUGUCUCUGCUGCUCCUGGUGCAGAGGCAAAGUUCCGAGCUAGUGCAGUUCCUCCUCUGACAGCUAAUGGUGUUUUUGGAUCCAGUAGCUCACUCUUUCCGAAUCUUGUCGGAAAACCAGGUCGCAGCGGCGCGACCGGAGUUGGAGAUAAGGGUGCUGGUGGACGGUCUCGUUUGCUCGAAGAUUUCAGGAACAACCGAUUUCCAAGUCUACAGUUGCGUGAUUUGGCCAACCACAUAGUGGAAUUCAGCCAAGAUCAACAUGGCUCAAGAUUCAUUCAGCAAAAACUAGAACGAGCUUCUGCUGCCGAAAAGCAACUAGUAUUUCAGGAAAUCUUAGCAUCUGCCUAUGGAUUGAUGACUGAUGUUUUUGGAAACUAUGUUAUACAAAAAUUCUUCGAAUUUGGUACACCUGAACAAAAAUCUACACUCGCCCAGAAGGUUCGCGGUCAUGUUCUACCCCUAGCACUGCAAAUGUAUGGAUGUCGAGUGAUUCAAAAAGCUCUCGAAUCAAUCGGUCCUGAACAACAACAGGAAAUAGUACGCGAGUUGGAUGGUCAUGUCCUGAAAUGUGUGAAAGACCAAAAUGGAAAUCACGUUGUUCAGAAAUGUAUCGAAUGUGUCGAACCUCGCGCUCUUCAGUUCGUUAUCGGAGCAUUUGCCGGCCAAGUAUAUUCGUUAAGCACUCAUCCUUACGGCUGUAGAGUCAUUCAACGUAUACUGGAACAUUGUACACCAGAACAAACCCAGGGAAUCUUGCAGGAACUACAUACUGCUACUGAUCAACUUAUUCAGGAUCAGUACGGGAAUUACGUUAUUCAACACGUGCUCGUUCGAUGUUUUUCAGAACAUGGAAAACCGGAAGAUAAAGCUCAGUUGAUCGGAAGCGUCAGAGGAAAAGUGUUGGCACUAUCUCAACAUAAGUUUGCCAGUAAUGUCGUUGAAAAGUGUGUGACUCAUGCUACUAGGCAAGAGCGAGCCGUACUUAUAGAAGAAGUUUGCGGCUUCAAUGACAAUGCUUUGAAUGUUAUGAUGAAAGAUCAAUACGCUAACUACGUGGUUCAAAAGAUGAUUGAUGUAGCAGAACCUGCUCAACGCAAAGUCUUGAUGCAUAAAAUAAGACCACAUCUUGGGAGUCUCCGCAAGUAUACAUAUGGAAAGCAUAUAAUUGUAAAACUUGAGAAAUUCUUUAUGAAAACUGCAUCUGCUAUGGGUGUUACAAACCCGUCUAAUACAUCUGCCGGAGCCGGAGAUCUCGGACCCAUCGGCCCCCCAGCUUCCGCUGCCGGUUCAGUUUCAGCUCCAGCCCAACAACCUACUCAGGUUUUAUAAAUAUGACACAAAUUCUUCGCACAUCCCAAACACAAUUCAUUACCCAUCGAAUACUAUUUCGCUUCUGCAGUAUUACAACUCAAAAAUAGAAAUGAAUUUGUCACGCGUAAAGAGUUGACUGAAUCAUGAUUGCGAUUGAAUAUCAGUAGUUGCGGUUUACGAGUAUUCUUUGUCUAAUGAAAGAUGUUUAUUCUGAUUUCAACGCGUUGCAUAUUUCUCAUUUCCAAAUCAACGCAUAUAGAAAUGUUGAUUGGAUGUUGCUUUCCUUAUCAUGUAUUACCCUUUGAGUGAUAUAUCAUCUUCCACGAUUCGCAAUUCACAUUUCUAUUUCUGAAUUGUAACACCAUAGCGACUUUUCGCAAGCAAAGUAUGAGAUCCAGUCUUUCUGAUAGAAUGAAUAAUAUCGCUAAAUAAUUUAUAUCGUUUGAAGGUUUUUUGUGUGCUAUUAGAUUUUUGAGUAUUAAGACUUGAGAAUGUUUGCUUAGCAAUUUCUGAAUAAUAUUCGCAUAAUAGUUGACAUUUUUUCUUCAUAAAACAAUUCAGUCACACUCGAUUCGUUUGAUGUGUUUUGAUAAAAAAGGAAUUUUUUGUUUGACACAUACUGAAGCGCAUUUUCGUGCAGUACAGAGAGGAUGUACGUGUUUCGUAUAGUAUCCGAAAUUGCCUUUAUGAAAUGCCAAAACGUUAUUGCAAAGUACCGUAGGCUGUACGUUUUUGCAGAAAAUUUAGUAUUGCAUUCAUUAUUCUAUACAAAGAUUGGCUGGAUUCCACACGUUGAAUGAACACCUCCUUUCCCUCACCCUCUUUCCUCUCCCCCCAUGUUCAGGAGAAAAGUAUUGAAGUAAUCAAAGUAGUCCUUUUGAACGAAGCAUGUGACUACUAACCACAGUUUCAGUCGGACUAAUCGCAACUUCAAAGAUCAAAUUACGUGCAAACGUUAUUCAAAAUGACUAUUCAGAUUAUGUCAAAAAAGAUAGAAGUCGAUUUCACUGGAUGUGACUCAACCUCGAUAGCAAGUUGAAAUGUCUAGACAGCUAGGGUAGACCUUAGCGCUGCAUGCAAUUAUCAAUGUGAGCGAUGGGUAGAGUAUAACAUGAGAAUGCUGUGCCCACAUGAGCGUAGUAUUAUUGUUAUUCUGAUGCGCGAUUUAAAAAAUACCCAUUGAUUGAUUUGACAGAGAAGACAAUUCAAUAGGAUAGAGUCAGCUGUUCUUUAAAACUAGCAUAGCGUUUGACAUGGGAGUGAAGUUGAGCACCCCUGACAUGACCUGACCCCGACCUGAACUGACCUUUACUGACCUGACCUUUGACCUGACCCCACUUAAAUAUUUAUAUACAUAUAUAUGAUAAUUCCGCCAUUAAUUAUUUUUUUUCAUCACUUGAAGUAAACACAAAAAAAAAGAUUAGAACAAAGAGAACAAGAAAAGAUUGAGAAAAAUAACAUAACAUUUUGAAGGCGAAAAAAAGCCACGGAAUAUUCAGAAAUUUUCAGCACUGUUUUACUUCCUUUUUUUUCUUCGAGUCAAAAACAUGGUAGUAGCCGAAUUUUGUAAAUUGUGAUAUAAAUAAUUAACGAAUGUGUAUAGGUAAUACCCCUCGCGAAGAAACCGUAAAUUCAGUAAUUAUUUUAUUUCAUCCCAUUUUUAACGGACUCUGUGAAUAUUGUGUAUUAUAAUAAUUACUAAUUAAUUAAAUUUAAAUAUGAUUUAUGUUCUAAUGUCAAACUUCUUCUACCCAAUUGUAAAAAUAAGAAAUUUUGACCAAGAGACGCUCUCAGCAUAAAGCAAUACUGCUUUCCCACUUUCUCCCCUCUGCCCCAAACAUAACUCGAAACCCAUCCAUCGUUCGUGGUAUAUUUGAAUAUAAUUGAAUUUACUUGUAUAUUGUAUAAAUGGAAACGUUCGCAAAAUCAACAAUUCAGCUCGCACAACGUGUGUGUACUUCCCUCAUCCCUUAUUCCGAGUGUAUUAUAUGACUAUGUGCACGGCUCGAAAUGCUCUUCUAUAGUUGAAAUUGAAAAGUGAAAGAAAAUGAGUCACCAAGUUAACUGGGAAAAACUGUAAUUUCAAUUUCUGGAAAUAUUUCAUUUAUAAAAAAAAGGAAAAAAAAAACAUUGUCUCUAUUGGAAUUUGAUGAAUGGAUGAAUGUCGGGUAGUUUCUGUUGAGGGUGAAUUUUGUUCGUGUAGUAUCAUUUUGUCAUCGAAUCAUUUUAGAGGACAAGUCUUUUCAAUACAAUGCAUAAUCAUCGCAUUAUGCGGCUAUAAGUUAUGCAAUACACUUAAACGUACGUGUAUUGGCAACUGAAUCUCAGUGUGUUCUUAUAACUUCAUAAUCGAUUUUGUAUUCGAAAUAAAGCGUAGAAUUGCUGUUAAUUAUUUGGUAUUAAAUUUUUGCAUUGAAAAAAAUUCUCUUCAAUUUUACAGAAAUACAAGACAUACGUCGAUUCUUUUAGGUGAUAAAAUAUUUCUAGUUUAUUACCAAUAGAGACAGAGUUGUCGAAAAAAACCCAAGUGAGUUGCGCCUACUGUAAAAUGUAAGAUAUUUCAUUUAUAUAAAUAUAAAAUAAAUAAUGAUAAAAUAAAAAAAAAAGGCCAACGACUCAAUGCACCAGAACUUUGUAUAAAAAGAAAAGGGAAAAAAUCACGAAUUUCUUUGUAAGAUAUUGUAAAUAACAAUUAAUUCAUGAAAUUGAGAAUAUCUCAGGUACCUUCUCUCCUGUCGGAGGAAUAACGACUGGCUAUCUAUAUUGAAAAAAAAAAAUACUAUAAUAAAACUAAUGAAUGCAAGUCAUGUAAAAUCAGCAAGUGGACUAGUAGCCGGAAGACGGUACUUAUUAAGUUAGAGGUAAAGCUUAGACAUCAUAUAAAAAUCUUUCAAUUUUUCAACAUACCGUCUACUUAUCCAUUGAAAGAUCCCAGUUAAUAUUUCACCAAGAGGGCAUUUCGAGAACCGCGCAUAAACGAAUUUGACGUCACACACCACAACCGGACUGACAGACAUUCCAGCCACCCUUCGUUGACAGGAUUAACACACGAAUUAUAAAUAUUAAAUGAACAUAUAUAUAGUAUAAGGAAUACAGUUCCUUCAUUUGUAAAUCACGCGUCAUCUGUAAAUUAAAAAAAACGCAUUUUUUAUCGCAUUAUUAUCUCGUCGGAGUAAACCAACUGAAAAUCGAACGCAAAAUCUCUCUCAUGUCUUAUUACUAAGUAUAUUAUUAUUAUUAUGUUAUAAAUAUUAUUUCAUUAAUGCCUCCUUCUAUUGUUUAUUCAUUAUUACUAUUACUAAUCACUAGGAAUAUAUAUAUAUAUAUACAUAUACAUAAGCAAGCCCACUACAUAACACUUUAUAAAUAUGAUAAUAUAGACACCCUGACCUUACUUAAUGUUUAGUAUGAACGUUAGUGGAACAUUAAUAUCUAAUUGCUAUGUCUUUAUCUACUUAAGCUCCUUCAAAUUACUAACAAUUUUGAGUAUAAAUAGUGUAAAUUUUUUAUAUAGAGUGAAAAAAAAAUUUUUGGCCAUUACCCUAACAGAGGCAUGGCCAUGUAUAAAAACUGCAUUUAAUACACAGCCUUUCAAUCCAUCAAUUUCUUCAUUAUUUUAUGCCUGAUUUGCAAUGUUACAUCACGUAACAAGAAAUCCUCUGCAGUUUGAUGCAUUCUUUCGAUAACUUGAUCAAUUUUAGUUACGUUAUUCAAAAUACUCUGCAUUAUUUGAAAAUGUUUCCAAUCGUUCUGAGACCUGGACGUCAGCCUGAUUAAACUUCAAUAACAUUAUCACGUAAUAAAAGUGUUUGGCAAUCGAAAUUCCAUAGCUUCAUUCAACCAAGGAUAAUCAAUGAGAUAGCGUAGUCAUCUGAUCCUCGAAUGGAACCAUAAGUCAUUAUCUAUUUUGACUUUGUGGCGUCGUUACUAAGGCUACAAACAUUAAUUCUGAUUUGUGAUUAGAUAUUCACAUUACAAAAAUAAUUCAGAGCAUCGAUUCUUGUAACUUGUGAAUCAGGCAUCAUUUUUCUGGUGUUAAGCUUUCACUAAUGUCAAUGAACCAUGAAAUUAUUUGUAUUGAAAAUGAUGAUUCGAUUAAAGCUAGGCAAAAUUUAUUAUAACAUAAAUUACUAGUUGAAUUUGCUGUAUUGUAGUCAGCUGUGUCGACAUACCUUGACUCUCUUAAUACGGAGAUAGGCGCCUUUGUGUGAAGUAAUUGUUCGCUGUAUAGUUUAUAAAUUAUGUGUAAAACGAAAUAUUGAAAUUCACAUACUCAGUUGGUUUUUUGCCCAGUGAUUCCCAUAUGACGCGUAUCGUCUUUAUGUCAGUCAGUUAGAUACUGAAAAACUUCUUGUACAUUCUCACUAUAAAGUCGAACGCAUUUCACUUACAAUUGCAAAUAUAAAAUCAUUGAUUCUUCUGCAAGGGGCUUCGCAUUUAUUAAAUGAAAUUGUCUUAAUAUUUUGCUUUUAAAUUUUUACCAAAUUUUUAACUAUAAAAAAUCAAUUUGACUGAUGAAAUUCUUCUUAUGGCAUAUUAAUAACGCGGCAUUAGUCAAGCAAUGGUUGUGAGAAAAAUCUUCGAGUAUUAUGUAUUAUUCUCAGGCUGUAUGUAUGCCAAUUUCUUAUGCAAGCAGUGCUUUGCCGAUUCAUGGCCGCAAGGCUUUUUUUAGUGUAGAGACUUCCUGUGUUGAGAUGUGACAGGGCAGUUUCAGAAAAUGAAGUUGAAGGCUCUCUUCGUUAAUAAAUAUGGUGCCUCGCUUUGCACAAGUUAUUGAUGUUAUUUUUUUUUUUCGUUUUUUUUUCACCAUGCCAGAUACAGGAUUCAUAAAAAAAAUACAUACUUUUUGCGAACCCUCGAAUGUAGCGGGUGCUCUCAUCUCAAAGAGUCGCAUACUCUUACAUAACACUUUGAAAUAUUGAGUAAAAUAUAAAUACUAAUUAUAUAUAUGGAUAUGUAGAUAUGGAUAUCUAUAUAUGUAUGUAUCUAUAUAUCUAUACCUAACUUUAAUCUAUCGAUAUGAUAUAAGUACUAUUUAAAUAUUGUAACAAUUGUAUAUGAUUUUACUACACGCUAAUUGUAUUAUAAAAGAUCUGCGACCUCCCACUUGUAGACACCCACUGGUCUGUCUGCCAUGGCGUUGGACUCAGUUAUAAAAAAAGUUUUUUCUUUUUUUUUUUAAAUCUUGAAAGUAUGGGAAUGGUGCGCCCUGAUGUUAAGACUGAUGUACAGUAGCGCGCUAUUCUCUUAAUCACAUAUUCCAAUACACAACAUAUAAAUGAACUCUUAGAGCUAAUCAAUAACAGUACUGGUUCACUCUAUGCUGCUAAUUAAACUGUAGUUGCUGUCUCUCGAAACUACAUGUCAAAAUACAUUGUGUAUACGGUUAAUAGCGAGGUAACUAUAAUUCUUCAAAACGAAAAAGAUCAUGUGCAAAAAUUUGAUUGCAAAAUCUUCCAAUGAUAUUGUUGUGUUUGGCAACUGAAAAGCAAUUGAUAAAAAUAGUGUUUCGGACAACUUGUACAGAUUGUGUUCCGCUAAACAUACAUAACUUUUUCAAAAGUCAAUUACAUUUUUGAAUUUGUUAUUUCGAGCGACAAGCAUACUGGUUGUAAGUUUAGCGGCGCGUAAUUAUGAACCAGGAAUGUUUAAUGUAUGAUCGAGAGAAGCAGUAUAUUUGAAAUAGUAACUAAAUAAAUAAGUGGGAUGGACAGGUAUAUGGAAAAUUGCAUAACUUGUAUAUUAGUGUAUAGUAUGUAGAAAGAUGAAAUAGCCACAAAAAUCAUUUUCGACAAUGUUUUUUACAACAGGCAGAGCAGUGUGAGUAGAUAUGUUAUUGUCACAAUUCAAAAAAAAAAAAAAAAAGAAACAAAAAAACAAGCAAUCAAAGGCAGUUCAUAAUGUACUAGCGAAGUUUUUCACUCACCUGGUAUAGGUCUGGAGGUUUUAAAUUUAGCCCAAUAAAAGUCAAUGUCCGAGCAUAUAGAAAAUAUGGAUCUAAAACAUGAACAUUUUUACAUGAUCAAAGAGCGAAGCAAUCCCUUAAUGGACAAUAAUUGAGUUUAUUCGAUCCGUUCUUUUUUUUAUUUUAUUGAGUUUUCGUUUCCUUGUUUUUGACACCAACUAAUAGAUGCGUGUCUCAUAAGAGAAGAGUGUUGAAUACAGUACUAUUAAUACGGUAUGAUGCAUUUCACAAUUGACGGAUAAAGUUAUAAGUACAAUUGCAUCAUCCUCGUCGCGAACUUGUGAAGAAAGUUUUUUCAAACAUCAAAUGCACGGUGUAAUUAACACACGUAAAAUAUUAAAUUCCCUCGAACAUUUGUUAUUGGUUGAAUCUAACAAUUUACGAGUGCCUAGCACAUUUCAUGAAUAAAUUUCGUUGACUGAUUGUACAUGAAUCGACAUUCAUAUCUACGUUUCGAUAAUAUUGAUAUUCAACAUUGUUUUCCUGUGUGUUCUUUUAUAAUCGUAGAGCUCAGAUUUAUUUGAAUUGCAUUUCACUUGUUAGUCUGUCAUGAGUGUCAGGUAUUUUUAGUGUUACUUAGCAGCCAAACUUAGACAUACUUUUCACAUUGCGCUUUUUGCGCGUCCAAUAAUCGAAUAUUAUUUUCAGUUUAUUUUAUUUAUUCUUUUUUUUUUCUAUUCCGAUAGAGUUCCAACUGCAUUUUACACAGAUGAUUAGAUGAAAUUACUGUCUAUCGAGUUCUUAGAGUUAUUUAGUGCAGGCUUCACGUAAGCCAUAUGAAAAACCACAUUUGAUAAUUGAUGAAGUUAUAAAUAAUCCAUUAAUCAAGUUACAAAUACUUCGGUAUAGUCAUAAAUAAUGUUUGUUUUUACUACGAGAGCAGAUUACGAUGUAGAUGCAGUUAUAAUUAAUCAUUAUAAUUUUUAGUUGUAUCGUUUAAUAUCGCUUUAGUUUUGUUUUUUGUACGCAAUGAUUAACUAUCUUAGAUCUUAUUUAUUGUCAAUCCUACCAUUUAACUCAAAACUUAAUUGCACGUAAGAUAAUUUGGGUUGGGAAACCUUAAAGAGGACGUUGCUAUGAAUAUACUAUAAAUAACCAUGAUAUUCGAGAUUGUUUUUUCAUUUUUUCUCAUCCCUGCUAUAGUUUAUGAGAGCAUUUUUUUGUGACAAUAUUUAAAUCAAUUCUUCUGACUGUUCAAAGAAACCUUUCUUUUUUGUUAAUGUGAUUAUGAAUAUUGGAUUGAAUUGUACUCCCCGGGUAUGAGAGUCGCAUGCAAAAGUAUUAGUGGACAGAGAAGACUUGCCGUUCUAAGAAAAAUUUCAAGCAGUUAAUGAAUUGCCAAGGUCUAUUACAUAUUGAAAUUCGUGAGACGAUUCUCAAUACGUCGGACAUUUCGUAUAUCCAUAGAAACGUUUCUGGAAUUCUCUUAGAGUCAAACAACGCAAAUAGUUGUGCCGAUCUGUUUUGAUUUUAUACAGCAUAUUUCAUUCAUAGCUACAUAACACGCUCCACACACAGAUAUAUACACAUAAGCAUUUUAAAAAAUGGUAAUGAAUUACGGUAGUCCUAAAUGUAACAUGUAUAUGAUGGCUGUACAAAUGUAACAUUUUUUUCCAUUGUGUAUGAUGAAGUUUUGGAGGUAAAAAAAAAAAACUAAAAUACAAAAAAAAAAUAAUAAAAUAAAAGUAACGGAAUAGUUGGGAAAAAGACGCAUGUGCGAUGAUCGAUAUUGUUUCGACGAUACAUCGGUCAAUUGAUGUACCCGCAAGUGAUUUACCAAUAAAUAUAAUUACUCUUAA
Molecule: messenger RNA, 12111 nt
Organism: Athalia rosae (coleseed sawfly)
Lineage: Eukaryota; Metazoa; Arthropoda; Insecta; Hymenoptera; Athaliidae
Gene: pum
Product: maternal protein pumilio
Exons: 18
Coding region: 601-4365 (1254 amino acids)
Biological process (GO): post-transcriptional regulation of gene expression
Cellular component (GO): cytoplasm; nucleus
Molecular function (GO): mRNA 3'-UTR binding
Source: RefSeq, a predicted model, not a curated record